This is a messenger RNA of Eleginops maclovinus (Patagonian blennie), 1653 nucleotides long. Its product is annotated as protein lifeguard 3-like. Gene Ontology annotation, cellular component: endoplasmic reticulum; Golgi apparatus. The coding region runs from base 1 to 978 and encodes 325 amino acids. NCBI's taxonomy places the organism in Eukaryota, Metazoa, Chordata, Actinopteri, Perciformes, Eleginopidae. The record is from RefSeq and is a predicted model, not a curated record. The transcript has 11 exons. Gene Ontology annotation, biological process: negative regulation of apoptotic signaling pathway.
AUGACGUCUAAAACCGAUGAUCCUCCACCUUACGAGGAUGCAGUGCACCAACCUAAGUAUGGAAACUUCCCCACCCUGCAACAAGAUGGCUCCCCUCUUCCACCACCUCCAUCUUACAGCCCUAGUCCAGGCAUGUGCCCCAACCCGCCAGGCUACUGGGGCCAGGAAGGCGUCUACCCGCAGGCUGGGAUGUGGGCAGCCCCUGGCUACUCUCCAUCUCGGAUGCCCACCACAAUACCGACACUGUCUGCCGGAGUGCAAGCAUCAAACCAAGGAGAUAUGGAUGACUUUCUGAGCUCACAGUGGGAGAGCACAGCUGUUCGGCAUGCCUUCAUUAGAAAGGUUUACUUGAUUUUAACAGCACAGCUUGCAGUCACCUUUUCAGUUGUUGCUGUCUUUACAUUUGUUCACCCAGUCAGGGUGUUUGUCAUCCGAUAUCCUGGCAUCUACUGGGCAUCCUUUGUUGUUUAUUUUAUGGUUUACUGCAUCCUCGUCUGCUGCAAAGAGCCAAGGAGGCGUUUCCCAUGGAAUGUUGUGCUGCUUGGAGUAUUUACUCUCGCCUUAUCUUACAUGGCUGGAACAAUUUCAAGCUAUUAUGAAACAAAGGCAGUGUUUCUGGCCAUGGGAAUAACAGCAAUUGUUUGCAUCGCUGUCACAAUCUUCUGCUUCCAAACCAAGGUGGACUUCACCUCCUGCGGGGGACUCCUCUGCAUUGCCUCCCUUUUGCUCAUGAUCAUUGGGAUUGUUACCGGCGUUGUCCUGUCUUUCAAAUAUGUCCCUUGGCUGCAUAUGCUGUAUGCUGCAAUUGGAGCUGUCAUUUACACUCUGUUUUUGGUAUACAACACGCAGCUGCUCAUUGGAAACCGUGAGCUGGCCAUCAGCCCAGAGGAGUACAUCUUUGGAGCUCUCUCUCUCUACAUUGACAUUGUUCACAUUUUCCUCUUCAUCCUUCAAGUUGGAGGAGCCACCUCAGAAUAAGCCCCUGUUAGAGCACAGCCGUUUGUCUACAAGUUUGGGCUUACAGUAUGUUGUGUUUGACAUUAGUCAUAAUGCUACACGUACAUUAGCGUGUCAGUAAGAGUGUUUACUACCAGCUAACUACUUUGAAGUUCCAAACUUUUAAUUCAUAUAAGAUUAUUUUGUAUGUCUGUAACACUUAAGCACUUUUUAUUCUUAAUUAAGCAAGGUGGUGCUUUGAAUGAGGAUACUUAAGCAUAAAUGAUUGUAAUAUGUGAUUUUUUCCCUUAACAUUUUGUCAUUUACCAUUUUUAGAUCAUGCGUGCAUCAUGUAACCAUGAGAGAAAAUGGAGAAACUGGGAACCAUGUAUUUGUGAAGUUUUUUUAAUUAUUAUUGUGUGUUUAGUUAUGACAUACAAAACACCUGUAGUUACAGGAAUACUGCUGGAGACCACAAUCAUUAGUCCUUAAUCUGUGCUGGUAGUAGGAGGGACUCUUCUGAGUUAAAAUUACUUUUUCACAUAGCUCCAUAGAAAAAGACAAACACAAACUUGAUCAAAAGAUGGAUUAAGUGCGUGCAUCUCUACAGGAAGUUCCUUAAAUCACUAGCCAACUUCUUUAUCCUUUUUAUAUGUUGUUUGUUGUUGUAAGAGAGCCCCAUACACCAAUCAAUAAACUACACCCCUCUGUUGCAAA